AUGUCUCAGAGCAACCGGGAACUAGUGGUUGACUUUCUCUCUUACAAGUUUUUCCAGAAAGGAUACAGCUGGAGUCAGUUUAGUGAUAUGGAAGAGAACAGAACUGAGACCCUAGAAGGGACAGAAUCAGAUAUGGAAACCCCCAGCGCCAUCAGUGGCAACCCAUCCUGGCACCUGGCAGAUAGCUCUGUGGUGAAUGGAGCCACUGGUCACAGCAGAAGCUUGGACGCUGGGAAAAUGAUCCCCACGGCAGUGGUGAAGCAAGCCCUGAGGGAGGCAAGCAAUGAGUGUGAAUUGAGGUACCAACAGACAUUCAGCGACCUGACGUCCCAGCUCCACAUCACCCCAGGGACAACAUAUCAGAGCUUUGAACAGAAUGGCGACUGGGACAUUUUUGUGGAACUCUACGAAAACAAUACAGCAACCGAGAGCCAAAAGGGCCAAGAGCACUUCAACCGCUGGUCCCUGACGGACGUGACUGUGGCUGGUAUGGCUCUGCUGGGCUUGCUCUUCAACACAUAA
Capra hircus (goat) is the source of this 522-nucleotide messenger RNA. Its product is annotated as bcl-2-like protein 1. Bases 1 to 522 code for a protein of 173 amino acids. Gene Ontology annotation, biological process: negative regulation of intrinsic apoptotic signaling pathway; intrinsic apoptotic signaling pathway in response to DNA damage; extrinsic apoptotic signaling pathway in absence of ligand. Gene Ontology annotation, cellular component: mitochondrial outer membrane. The transcript has 2 exons. The record is from RefSeq and is a predicted model, not a curated record. NCBI's taxonomy places the organism in Eukaryota, Metazoa, Chordata, Mammalia, Artiodactyla, Bovidae. Gene Ontology annotation, molecular function: protein homodimerization activity; protein heterodimerization activity.